CAGAAAGAAUAUCAGGCACUUGUUCCUGAGAAGUAAUAGCAGUAAAAGAAAGUCUUUAAGAAAAUUACAUAUAUUAUGGAGGAGGCACAGACAAAAUUACGAUUUUCCUCACCAAAGCAUUCACGCAAUAAAUUUGAUGAUGAAAAUAUUUCAACAGAAUCAUCUGUCGAACAGAUCAGAGUAGAAGAUGCAAUAUCAGUUAUUAUUGAUGAAUUUAAUAAAGAGAUUGAGUCAGACCCAGACAUUCCAGUAUUAAAAAGAGAUGAACAUACUAUGUUUCUAUGGAAGGGACUGAGACAUCUAGGCAUAUCAUAUGAGUGUUUAGAUGCUAGUCGACCAUGGCUUUGUUAUUGGAUAUUACACAGUAUGGAAAUAUUAGAAGAAACCAUUCCUAUAAUGACAGCUAAAGAAAUUGCAAAAUUCCUUGGUAAAUGUCAAUGUUCAACUGGUGGUUUUGCAGGUGGUCCUGGUCAAGUUGCUCAUUUAGCACCAACUUAUGCUGCUGUAAAUGCUUUAUGUAUACUGAGUCAAGUUACAGAUGAAGCUCUUAAUGUCAUAAACAGAGAAACAUUAUAUGAAUAUUUAUUACGAAUGAGAACUGAUGAUGGUGCAUUUUUAAUGCAUGAAGGUGGUGAAGUUGAUAUCAGAGGGACAUAUUGUGCUGCAAGUGUAGCUAAACUUACAAAUUUGUGUACCAAAGAGUUGUUUAAAGAUACACCUCAAUGGCUUGCAAGAUGCCAGACAUAUGAAGGAGGGUUUUCAGGAGCACCAGGGUUAGAGGCACAUGGUGGUUACUCUUUCUGUGGUAUAGCAGCUCUACUUAUUCUGAAUGCAACCAAACAUUUUGACAUCAAAGCUUUAUUGCGCUGGACAGUAAAUAGACAGAUGAAAUAUGAGGGUGGUUUUCAAGGUAGAACAAAUAAAUUGGUGGAUGGCUGCUAUUCAUUCUGGCAAGGUGGAGCUUUACCAUUGAUACACAUGGUAUUAUGUGCUGAAGAGGAUCCAGCUGUCAGUGCUAAUUCCUGGUUAUUUGACACAUCAGCUUUACAAGAAUAUUUAUUAAUAUGCUGUCAACAUCCAAAUGGUGGUUUAAUAGACAAACCUGGAAAAACCAGAGAUUAUUAUCAUACUUGCUAUUGUUUAAGUGGGUUAUCUGUAGCUCAACAUUUUACUAGUGGUCAUUUAUAUCACACGAAAGUUGUGGGUAGUCCAAAAAAUGCAGUUAGAAGUAUUCAUCCAGUCUUCAACAUUGGUGUAGAAGCUGUUGUUAAAGCAAAAAGUUAUUUUAGUCAUCAAGUUCCAGUACAUAAAGAUAAUGGAAAGACAUCUUGA
Molecule: messenger RNA, 1332 nt
Organism: Lottia gigantea (owl limpet)
Lineage: Eukaryota; Metazoa; Mollusca; Gastropoda; Lottiidae
Exons: 13
Coding region: 76-1332 (418 amino acids)
Biological process (GO): protein farnesylation
Cellular component (GO): protein farnesyltransferase complex
Molecular function (GO): protein farnesyltransferase activity
Source: RefSeq, a predicted model, not a curated record